AUGUCCUCCGGCGACAACUUUACCGUGGAGGAGAUCCGCGAACUCAUGAACAAACCCACCAACAUCCGAAACAUGUCCGUCAUCGCACACGUCGACCACGGCAAAUCUACACUCACCGAUUCCCUCGUUCAGAGAGCUGGUAUUAUCUCCGCAGCUAAAGCCGGUGAAGCCCGCUUCACCGACACGAGAAAGGACGAGCAGGAGCGUGGCAUCACUAUCAAGUCAACUGCCAUCUCCCUGUACGCCCAUCUCCCAGAUCCAGAAGAUAUCAAGGAUAUCCCACAGAAAACCGAGAGCAAUGACUUUUUGAUCAACUUGAUCGAUUCACCAGGUCACGUCGAUUUCUCGUCAGAAGUCACUGCCGCCCUCCGUGUCACUGACGGUGCCCUAGUGGUUGUGGACACCAUCGAAGGUGUCUGCGUCCAGACCGAGACUGUCCUCCGACAGGCGCUCGGUGAGCGUAUCAAGCCUGUUGUCAUUAUUAACAAGGUCGAUCGCGCUCUCCUGGAACUCCAGGUCGAGAAGGAAGAUCUCUACCAAUCUUUCUCAAGAACGAUCGAGUCUGUAAACGUCAUCGUCGCCACUUACUUCGACAAGGCUCUCGGUGAUGUCUCAGUCUACCCUGAGAAGGGUACCGUUGCUUUCGGCUCUGGUCUACACGGCUGGGCUUUCACCAUCCGUCAAUUUGCCGUCCGAUAUGCCAAGAAGUUUGGUGUUGACAAGAGCAAGAUGAUGGAGCGUCUGUGGGGCGACAACUUCUUCAACCCAAAGACCAAGAAGUGGACCAAGACCGCUGAAGGCUCGGAACGUGCCUUCAAUCAGUUCAUUCUGGAUCCCAUUUUCAAGAUCUUCGAUGCGUUCAUGAAGGGGAAGGUGGACGAUGUUGUGACCUUGGCCGGUAAGCUCGACAUCAAGAUCACCUCCGAGGAGAAGGAGCAGCCUGGCAAGGGCCUGCUCAAGACUGUCAUGCGCAAGUUCUUGCCUGCCGCUGAUGCUCUGAUGGAGAUGAUGGUUAUCCAUCUGCCAUCUCCAGUCACUGCUCAGAAGUAUCGUGCCGAGACUCUGUACGAGGGUCCUGCCGAUGACGCGGCUUGCAUUGGUAUCCGCGACUGCGACCCCAAAGCCGAUCUCAUGCUUUACGUUUCCAAGAUGGUGCCGACCUCCGAUAAGGGUCGAUUCUACGCUUUCGGUCGUGUCUUCGCUGGCACUGUCCGCUCUGGUCUGAAGGUCCGCAUUCAGGGCCCCAACUACGUUCCCGGAAAGAAGGAAGACUUGUUCAUCAAGGCUAUCCAGCGUACCGUUCUCAUGAUGGGCAAGACCGUCGAGCCAAUCGAGGACAUGCCUGCCGGAAACAUCGUCGGUCUCGUCGGUAUCGACCAGUUCCUGCUCAAGUCUGGUACUCUUACCACCUCCGAAACCGCCCACAACCUGAAGGUCAUGAAGUUCUCCGUCUCACCUGUCGUGCAGCGAUCAGUCGAAGUCAAGAACGCCAACGAUCUGCCCAAGCUGGUCGAAGGUCUCAAGCGUCUUUCAAAAUCCGACCCCUGCGUCGUCUGCAGCAUCAACGAAUCUGGUGACCACAUUGUUGCUGGAGCCGGUGAGCUGCACUUGGAAAUCUGCCUGAAGGAUCUGGAGGAAGACCACGCCGGUGUGCCACUCAAGAUCUCCGACCCCGUCGUCUCGUACCGUGAGACGGUGAGCGAGAAAUCCAGCAUGACUGCUCUGUCGAAGUCACCCAACAAGCACAACCGUCUCUACGUUAUCGCUGAGCCUCUCGGUGAAGAGGUCGCCAACGCUAUCGAGGCUGGCAAAAUCAACCCGCGUGACGACUUCAAGACUCGUGCCCGCGUUUUGGCUGACGACUACGAAUGGGAUGUUACCGAUGCUCGCAAGAUCUGGGGCUUCGGUCCAGAUACGACCGGUCCCAACUUGCUCGUUGACCAGACCAAGGCCGUGCAAUACCUGAACGAAAUCAAGGAUUCCUUCCUCUCCGGCUUCCAGUGGGCCACUCGCGAAGGUCCCGUCGGUGAGGAGCCAAUGCGUGGUAUUCGCUUCAACGUCAUGGAUGUUACACUACACGCCGAUGCCAUUCACCGUGGUGGAGGUCAGAUCAUCCCAACGGCACGACGUGUCCUGUACGCCUCAACCCUUCUUGCCGACCCCGGCUUGAUGGAGCCUGUCUUCCUUUGCGAGAUUCAGGUGCCUGAGCAGGCGAUGGGUGGUAUCUACGGUGUGCUCACUCGCCGUCGUGGCCACGUCUUCUCUGAGGAGCAGAGAUUGGCUUACCUGCCAGUCAUGGAGUCGUUCGGCUUCAACGCUGAUCUACGUGCCGCUACGUCUGGUCAAGCUUUCCCACAGAUGGUGUUCGAUCACUGGCAAAUCCUGCCUGGUGGCAGCCCGCUCAAGGCCGACAGCUUGCCUGGCCAGGUCGUCACCAAGAUGCGUAUCCGCAAGGGUCUCAAGGAGGUUGUGCCGGGAUACGAGAACUACUACGACAAGUUGUAG
Molecule: messenger RNA, 2505 nt
Organism: Cyphellophora attinorum
Lineage: Eukaryota; Fungi; Ascomycota; Eurotiomycetes; Chaetothyriales; Cyphellophoraceae
Product: Elongation factor 2
Exons: 7
Coding region: 1-2505 (834 amino acids)
Biological process (GO): translational elongation
Cellular component (GO): ribonucleoprotein complex; cytosol
Molecular function (GO): translation elongation factor activity; GTP binding; GTPase activity
Source: RefSeq, a predicted model, not a curated record